Messenger RNA from Vigna umbellata (rice bean), 344 nucleotides. The record is from RefSeq and is a predicted model, not a curated record. NCBI's taxonomy places the organism in Eukaryota, Viridiplantae, Streptophyta, Magnoliopsida, Fabales, Fabaceae.
CAACAAUCAUGUCGAGGAGAAAGGUUAAAGAGCCAAAAGAAGAAAAUGUGACUCUAGGUCCAGCCGUUAGAGACGGUGAGCAUGUCUUUGGCGUCGCUCGCAUCUUUGCCUCCUUCAAUGACACCUUCAUUCAUGUCAUUGAUUUGUAUGGAAGGGAAACACUUGUCCGUAUCACUGGUGGGAUGAAGGUUAAAGCUGAUAGAGAUGAAUCAUCUCCUUAUGCUGCUAUGCUUGCAGCACAAGAUGUUGCUACCAGAUGCAAGGAGUUGGGCAUAACUGCUCUUCAUAUCAGGCUCCGCGCCACUGGUGGAAACAAAACUACAGGGACUGCCAUCACUAACUGA